AUGUCAGCCCCUCCUAACAUCCCGAAAAUGACUUACCGUCUACUGGGCCGAUCCGGCCUUCAGGUUUCGGCUAUAUCAUUGGGUGGCUGGCUCACAUAUGGCGGGCACGUUGAUAAUGAAAAAACAUUCGCAUGUAUGAAAGCUGCCUACGACAGCGGUAUCAACUUCUUCGAUUGUGCUGAGGUCUACGCAGAGGGGAAAUCGGAAGAAGUUAUGGGUGAAGCAAUCAAGAAAUUCGCUUGGAAGCGAAACGACCUCGUGAUCUCAACAAAGAUCUAUUGGGGCACUGCUUUUGGUGAUAACCCUGUGAAUAACAAGGGACUCAGCCGAAAACAUAUUAUUGAGGGCAUGAAUGCUUCCCUAUCUCGCCUGGGACUCGACUACGUGGACUUGAUCUAUGCCCAUCGCCCAGAUAGAUUAACCCCGAUGGAGGAGACGGUCCGCGCCUUCAAUCAUCUGAUCAACACUGGAAAGGCGUUGUACUGGGGCACAUCAGAAUGGAACGCGGAUGAAAUUGCUGAUAUAGAAGCUAACGUUAUAGCAGCAGCAUGGCGUCACGCAGAUAGGUUAGGUCUCAUCGGCCCAGUCAUGGAGCAACCGCUUUACAAUAUGCUGGAUCGAGAGAAAGUGGAGAGGGAGUUUGCGCACUUGUAUCGGGAAGUUGGGCUAGGAUUAACCGUCUUCUCGCCGAUGAAAUCGGGUAUCCUCACUGGCAAGUAUCGGGACGGAAUCCCCUCAGACUCGCGAUAUGCUCAAGAGUCUGUCGAAUUUAUUGCUGGGUUCUGGAGGCGAACGGGUAAGGAGAAGUGGGAUGGUAUUAUCGAACAGGUGAACAAACUGGAGCCCAUCGCGAAUCAGCUCGGCAUCAAGCAGAGCCAACUAGCUCUUGCGUGGGUUCUAAGGAAUCCCAAUGUGAGCUCAGCUAUAACAGGAGCGAGCAGUGCCGAGCAAGUCUAUGAAAAUGUACAAGCUCUUGAAGCUAUAGAUAAGCUCACGCCGGAAAUCCUGGCUAAGAUCGAUGAGAUACUAGGGAACAAGCCGCCGGCGAUUAUUGAACGAUUUUAG
This is a messenger RNA of Annulohypoxylon maeteangense, 1065 nucleotides long. RefSeq names its product Aldo/keto reductase. Lineage: Eukaryota; Fungi; Ascomycota; Sordariomycetes; Xylariales; Hypoxylaceae. The record is from RefSeq and is a predicted model, not a curated record. Bases 1 to 1065 code for a protein of 354 amino acids. The transcript is spliced from 6 exons.